AUGUUUUGGCGAAAGCGUGCCCAGGACUCGUCUGUCCCAGAGCAAAUGGAGCCAACCGAACCCAACGGUGCAUCUGGCCAGGAUGGUCUGGCUGAUCUCCAGAAAGCUCUCGCCGAUGCGUACGCUUCGAAAUCUGCGGAGUCGUCGUCACAGGCAACAGAAAGAAGUCUUAAUUCCAUGAGGGAAAAGGCCAGCAAGAGGGCCGAGUCGAUCUCUCUGGACAAGUUUCCUAAAGAAAUGUCAUGUCUCACUGCCAUGGACGAACUAAUGGAAUGUAUGUCUUUGGGAGGCCAAGUCCGUAAUUAUUACCGAUACGGCGACUUGAGCAUGUGCGAGAAACAGAACGAAAAGCUCAACUUCUGUUUCUCAAACUCCCUCAACGCUGGAGAGAUCAAGGAAAAGAAUAUUCAGGAGUUCUACAAAAACCGUCUCGUGGAGCAGCUCAAAAGGGGCAGCAGCGAGGAUAUCUGGGAGGUGAGAGAAAGGUAG
Molecule: messenger RNA, 489 nt
Organism: Ogataea parapolymorpha DL-1
Lineage: Eukaryota; Fungi; Ascomycota; Pichiomycetes; Pichiales; Pichiaceae
Exons: 2
Coding region: 1-489 (162 amino acids)
Source: RefSeq, a predicted model, not a curated record